AUGAGUUCAACUGGCCGUUUACGUAUGAUGCGAUGUGAGCUGGGUUACAUCCGACGAGCGGAUGGCUCCUGUUCCUACUCACAAGGAAGAACUUCUCUUUGGGCCAGCUGUUCCGGGCCAGGCGACAUUCAUAUUGCACGUCGCGAAGAUGAGCAAAUGCACCUCGAUGUGAGUUUCCGCCAACUUACAGGGGACUGUCAGUAUCAUGAGCUAAACAAUAUAAUCCAAUCGACAUUGGAAUCGGUACUGGACUUGAAAAUGUUCCCGAGAACGGGAUUAACGGUGACCGUACACCUGCUUCAAGACGAUGGAAGUAUCGGUGGAGCUGCGCUCACUGCUGCUGGAUUGGCUGUACUGGAUAAUGGAAUAUCGAUCAGAGCUCCCUUCUGCGGUGUAGAAGUAUGCCAAGUGGACGGAAAGUUGGUAUUGGAUGCAGAUGCGAGAACACAAGCGAGAGCAGAAGCCAAAUGGCUAUUCGCUUUUACAAGGACGGCUGACGUAAGUGAUUUUUGA
Messenger RNA from Ostertagia ostertagi, 513 nucleotides. The record is from the annotation of a GenBank genome assembly. NCBI's taxonomy places the organism in Eukaryota, Metazoa, Nematoda, Chromadorea, Rhabditida, Trichostrongylidae.